Molecule: messenger RNA, 1977 nt
Organism: Nerophis lumbriciformis (worm pipefish)
Lineage: Eukaryota; Metazoa; Chordata; Actinopteri; Syngnathiformes; Syngnathidae
Source: RefSeq, a predicted model, not a curated record
AUGAUCACGUCCCACAUGAACGGUUAUGUGCAAGAGGGCUCUGGCCAGGCCGCCAACCACAGGGAACGGGCGGUGGACUGUCCCGGCGAUGAGAGCUGCCUCGUCAAACCCGUGCACUGCAGCGCCCAGAUGGAGAGAAUUCAGCACUAUCAGGAGGAGCUGAGGAGGAGGAGAGAAGAGGACAGCCGGGGGAAGCACGACAUCGACCCCAACGCUUCACUGAGGCUCAAGAAGCUGGCGCAGAACCCCAAAGUGGGCGUUGACAAUCCCACCUUCGAGGGGAGGGAAAACACCACCAAAGAUGCACAUUCCCAGGCCCCGCUUGCUGAGCUGGAGGACCUGCUGCAGGCUGUAAAGUGGGUGCAGCAAUGCUUGAGUGACGCUCAGAGCCAGCAGGAUGCAGAGCUGCUGCUCCAGCUGCUGGCAAAGGAUGACUUCAAGUGCGCAUACAACAUCUACACUGUUGUGUCCCAAAAGAUGAACAGAGUGAACCCCACCUCGCCCCUCACUGUACAAGCGCAAGAACUUUGCCUAGAGGUCCAAAAGAUCCUCCAGUCCAGCCAACAGAGGGAAGGCUUGGAGCUCAGCGCUCUACUAACCAAUCCUCAUCUCCAGGCGCUGAUGCAGGCACAUGACAGCUUAGCAGUUCAGGAAAUAUCAGAAGACACUGUGAUCCAGUAUUUUGGAGAAACUGUGAAAAUGGUGCGGCUGCAUAAAACCCGUGAUACUCCACUGGGUGCGACCGUACGUAAUGACAUGGAUAGUGUUGUGGUGAGUCGAGUAGUGAAAGGCGGGACCGCGGAGCGAAGCGGCCUGCUCAAUGAGGGGGACGAGAUCCUGGAGAUCAAUGGCUUUUCAGUUCGUGGGAAGCACGUCAAUGAAGUUCACGACUUACUGCAACAAAUGCACGGCACUUUGACCUUCCUCCUCAUCCCAAGCUCUCAGAUUAAACCUGCCCAACACAGACAGACUGUGAUGCACGUACGAGCUUACUUUGACUACGACCCCUCGGAUGACCCUUUCGUGCCAUGUAGGGAGCUUGGCCUGUCUUUCCAGAAAGGGGAUAUUCUCCAUGUCAUCAGCCAGGACGACCCCAACUGGUGGCAGGCUUACAGGGACGGUGACGAGGAAAACCAGUUACUGGCUGGACUCAUUCCAGGGAAGUGCUUCCAGCAACAGCGAGAGACCUUGAAGCGAACUAUGCCAGACAGGAGUAGAGAACAACAACAAGGGAAGCGUUGGUAUGUGAAGAAAAACAAGAAACAGAAAAAGAAAAGUUUUGAUCAAUCUAAUUCUAGUAUUGACCUUGACUCCAUCUCCUCAGAAUGCGAUGACGUCCUGACCUACGAAGAAAUGUCUCUCUACCACCAACCCGCCAACCGCAAACGUCCCAUCGCUCUCAUCGCUCCGACAAACAGCGGCCACGACGAGCUGCGCCGCAGGCUGCUCUCAAUCGAACCAGACAAGUUUGCAGUCGCCGUCCCACACACAACCAGAAGCCCGAGGAUACAUGAACGAAACGGGCGCGAGUAUCACUUCGUGAGCCGACAAGGCUUCGAGGCCGACCUUUCAGCGGGGAAGUUCAUAGAGUCUGGGGAAUACGAGAAGAACCUGUAUGGGACCAGCACGGAUUCUGUGCGACAUGUGGUCAACUCUGGACGCAUCUGUUUGCUCUGUCUGCACACCAGGUCGUUGAAGGUGCUAAGGUCAUCCAACCUUAAGCCUUUCGUCAUCUUCAUUGCUCCUCCUUCUCAAGAACGACUGCGCACCCUGCUGGCUACUGAGGGAAAAACACCCAAGCCCGAGGACCUAAAGGAGGUCAUCGAGAAGGCUCGUGAGAUGGAGCAGGACUUCGGCCACGUUUUCGAUGCCACCAUCGUGAACUCCGAGCCAACCGAGGCUUUCUACGAACUGCGCAAGCUCAUCGAGAAGCUGGAUACUGAACCACAGUGGGUGCCCACCUCCUGGCUCUGCUAA